Molecule: messenger RNA, 2069 nt
Organism: Chaetura pelagica (chimney swift)
Lineage: Eukaryota; Metazoa; Chordata; Aves; Apodiformes; Apodidae
Gene: UBL3
Product: ubiquitin-like 3
Exons: 5
Coding region: 1-339 (112 amino acids)
Molecular function (GO): protein binding
Source: RefSeq, a predicted model, not a curated record
AUGAGAGACCAGAUAAAUUUGCGCCUCAUCUUGGUAAGCGGGAAAACGAAAGAGUUCCUGUUUUCACCAAAUGACUCUGCUGCAGAUAUCGCAAAGCAUGUGUAUGACAACUGGCCCAUGGAUUGGGAAGAAGAACAAGUCAGCAGUCCAAAUAUCUUAAGGCUUAUUUAUCAAGGGAGGUUUCUUCAUGGCAAUGUGACAUUAGGAGCAUUAAAACUUCCUUUUGGCAAAACAACAGUGAUGCAUUUGGUGGCUAGAGAGACAUUGCCAGAGCCAAACUCUCAAGGUCAGAGGAACCGUGAAAAAACUGGAGAAAGCAAUUGCUGUGUAAUCCUGUAACCCUGUUAGCUUUACCUGCUAAGUGUGAUGUAAUAUAGUCUUUGUCUUUCAUGCUGCUGGAAUAGAAGAGGCCCUACCCUGCUUCAGACACCUGUAGGAAGAGCCUGUCUGUAAAUCCGUGGAACUGAAGUAUUACACGAACACUGUCUCAUUAGUCUUUUUUUUUUAAGAGAAAGAUCUAUGAACACUUUUCUUUUUUCUUCUUCUUUUUUUUUUUUUUUUAAUUCCUCCUUUUUGUUUUUUGAAUAAUCUUACAGUACAUCAGUUCUUGGAAGAAUUCAGUCUCCUGAAAAUUUGGUGUGUUCUUUUCCAUAGCAGGAAUCACUUUGCUACCACAGAAAUCUCCAUUAACCGGAUCUAACCAGUCAAGCUUAUUAGAUGCAGUUUGCACUAAGUGUGGUUGACAGUCUAUCAUCAACAAUCUCUAACAAUAUUUGAGACACCUAAUAAUAAUAAUCUACAACGUGUAUUGCAACACUGGAAAAUUGUCUAUCUAUAAUUAAAACAAAUCUCACUUAUGGCCAAAUGAAAGGAAAAGCUGUUACAGCAAUUCUACCUAAGUCAACCUCAGUGGCCUAACUGGCACAGAAUACUAACUAAACCAAGUCUAACUAUAUAUAUUUUCACUGCAGCAAACAAAAAAAACAAAUGAUGUGCCUGUAAUUUAGAAGCACUCUGGGGAGGGCUGACGAAAUGGAUUAUUUCGUUACUGCGUUGCACUCUGAUCUCCUAGGUUAGCUGAGUGCUUAUUGAGACAGCACAAACAAGUGCAGAGAGUGCAUUUCCUAGCCUUAAUAUGGGAGGGGUAAUUUCCUGUAGUUCAUAGGCUUUUAUUAUUGUGCAUAAACGUUAGGAAACAUUAUUUACUAAUCAAUUUUAUGUAUUUGAAUAUUGGCAAUUGGUGUUUUUCAGUCAUUUCUCACCUGUACCUUAGUGUCCACCGUCAUGCUUACUCAUUAGAAACUUAAAAAAAAAAAUUAUUAAAGUUGAAAAAGCAAAAAGAAAAAACCUCUGCCAUAGUACUAGUUUUGUUUCUUUACGUAAUCUGCAUUUGAUAUUAGUGCUUGCAAUUGUAAUAAAAUCAGAAGCUGAUUUUUGAAGGCAUACAUAAUUUAAAAGGAUGCCAUUCGUUUAUUUCAUAUCAAUAAUUUAAAUGUUGAUAUGCUAAAGAAAUUUGCACAGCACUAAAGCAUGAGCUAGUUUCAUCUAAACCUGUAAAAAAUAAAAAUAAAUAAAAAUAAAAAAAUAUAAAAGAUUUUAUAUUUUUUCACUGGGGAGGAAUUCUUCCUGGGUGAAAUUACAAAUAUGUGUAGAAUAUAUUUAAUAAAAAUCUUAUAAAAUACAUAACUAUAGAAGUUAAAUAUAGAUUGGCGUGUAGUAUAAUAGAACAAUAUUCCAUAUAAAUAGCUUUAGCCUUUGAAAAAAAUGAGUCACAGGUUGACAUUGUGUCUGUACUUAAGUGUCCACAACUCUUACAGAUGUUCUGUGUAAUCGUUUUUUCGAAUGAUUGGCAUCAUUCAAAUGUAAUCAGGUUAUUUUAUUCAUUGUUACUGCUUUGACGAAAUGCUUUAUAUGCAGUAGAUUUACAAAAAUAUUGUUCAUACUGAUCAGAAUUAAAUUUGUAUAGAGCAGAGUUUUAAAACAAAUUGUAAAUAGCACUAAACAUUUUCUUUCUGCAACCUGUACUGAUAGACUCUUCUGUAAACUAAAUAAAAGAAUAUUGUAGUGCA